Molecule: messenger RNA, 4647 nt
Organism: Macadamia integrifolia
Lineage: Eukaryota; Viridiplantae; Streptophyta; Magnoliopsida; Proteales; Proteaceae
Product: serine/threonine-protein kinase tricornered-like
Exons: 12
Coding region: 3013-4368 (451 amino acids)
Biological process (GO): peptidyl-serine phosphorylation; intracellular signal transduction
Molecular function (GO): ATP binding; protein serine/threonine kinase activity
Source: RefSeq, a predicted model, not a curated record
CUCCUCUCUCUCUCUCUCUCUGUCUCCCUCUUUUAUACUGUUAAAGCCUUCUACAUGAUAGUGUUUCUUGUACCUGUGUAGCAGCUUCAUGAUUUUAUGUCCUGUGUUAUCCACAUACAACCCUAGAAGCACAGGGACUUUGCCUCUCUCUCUCUCUCUCUCUCUCUGGUUUUACGUAGUUCCAGUUUGGUUGAUUUAUUCAUGAAUGAACCUAUGUCAACACCCCUGUAUAUUGUUAGUGUUAGAAUUGAAUUUGUUAUGCAUACAAUUCAUAUUGUAGGUUCUUUUUCUGUGUAACACUGACAUGGAGCAUUGACAUGGCAACCCCAAGAAAUGAAAAAUUAGGUUACUGUAGAAUUACUUUAAUACAAAUAAGAGCAACCCAGUGCACGAGGCUCCCUCUACUGCAAGGUCUGGGAGAGCCAAAUGUAAGCAACCUUAACCCUCGCUUCGUAGGAGUGGCUGUUUCGAAGUUUCGAACCUUUGACCAACAUGUUGUUAUAGUGCAAAUUUAAUUAUAACUGAUAAAAUAUUUGAUAUCUCUGAACUUAACACAUACCAGAUUCCUGUUCAAAAGUCAGGUUCUUUUAAGGGAAAAUUACAUGAUUACCCACUUAUGGGUUUCCCUUUACAAAACUAACCAACUUGUGUUUCAGUUAACAACAAUAUACAAAAUCAGGUUUGGUUUUACAAAACUACCCAAAACAAUGUUUUUUCCUCAAUCAUGUUUGUUUUAUUACCAUUUUACCCCCGAGUUCUUGCACCCUACUUCUCCAAUGUCCGAUCCCCUUCCCUGCAACCCUUGCCCUCCCCUGCCUCUACCCCACCAUUCUCAGUGAUUUAUCCAGUAUCUUCACCUCCACAACCCUAUAUUUGCCUCUCUAGCCCUGCUCCUAAAAAAAUUCUCCUUUCUCUAAUGGUGUCUUUCCAAUUUCCAGCAAUUUUUUUCUCCUGUUCUAAUGGAUAAGCUGCAAUGGAUUUUACCGAUGAUCUAUUGAAGAGAUUCCGCCAGUGAGUGAACUCCUGCGCAUCACUGGUGUGCUGGAUCCUUAUUCCCAAACUUCAAUAUCUGUAGAGAAACCAUCACACAAAGACCUUUAUUUUCCGAUCAACUCCCAAACAUUCCCAUCUCAAACCACCUCCCUCUCCACACAUACUCCAUUGGAAACGGAUCAGAAUUCACAAAGCAACCUUGCUUAAUCUCUGGCUCCAAUGGCAGAAUAUACACAUUUGCAAAAAACCCAUAUUAUCUUCUAAAAACCGCAGUUGGGUUAUCAAAUAUCGGCAUAAAAAAAGGGGAUUUCAUCAUGAUUUUCUUCCAAAACUCCCCUGAAUUCGUCCUCUCAUUCAUGGGAGCUUCCAUGAUUGGAGCCGUAACCACAACAGUAAACCCAUUCUAUACACAAACAGAGAUUUUCAAGCAAUUCAAAGCCUCUGGAACAAAAUUGAUUAUUAUCCCAUCACAAUACGUUUUCAAGCUUAACAAUUCCAUACAUGAAUCCAAAAAAUUGGAGAAGAUUUCAAGGUGAUUACCGUUGAUGAUCCACCAAAAUUUCCUCCAUUUCUCGGUAAUCUUAGAAUCAGAUGAGAAGGAUUUAGUAAUGGUUUCGAUUGAUUCGAAUGACCCGAUUGCACUCCCAUUCUCCCUGGGGACAACUAGGUUGCCUAAAGGUGUGAUCUUGACUCAUAAGAGUUUGAUUUCAAGCGUAGCACAAGAAGUCGAUGGAGAGAAUCCGAAUCUGUACUUGAAAUCAGACGACAUUGUUCUCUGUGUUCUUCCUCUGUUUCAUAUUUAUUCUUCAAACUCUGUUUUGCUCUGUCAUCAUCCUUUGCCAGCUUCCAUCACUCUAAUCAUUCAACCUCUGACCACAUCAAUCCCUCCCUUGCUGCUCUCCGCCAUUAACAUCCAAACCGGCCCUCUCUGCAUCUAUCUCUCUCCGCCGCUACCAUCAUUCCUUGCCCAGCCUGCAGCAUCCCAAUCGUUCAACCUCUGACCACAUCAAUCUUCCAUUCCGCCCUUGCUGCCUUCCUCCAUCGACACCUCCACUCGGUCCCUGCUGUCCUCUCUGCAUCUAUUUUUCACUGGCGGCUGCUCUGUUGUUCACAGCUGCGAGGUGUGCUGGAGAGAGAGAGAGAGAGAGAGAGAUAUGGGGGGUCCACUGCACAAGAGAAGAAAAGGAGGUGGUGCAGCAUGUUUCUAGAGUAGCUCUUGCCCAAAAAAAGAAAAUUUUAUCGAAACACCUCCAUAAAACUGAUUUGCAGGUUCCAAAUGCCGGAAUGUGGCUGCUAGCCUGGAUGGCUGACAGUGCUUCGUGUGACCGUGGCCUUGGUGAUCAGAGUGAACAUUGUGAUGGGAGAAGGUAGGGUGAUGAAGUGAGGGGUAAAAUGGUAAGAAAACAAACACAAUUGAGGGAGAAUCACUGUUUUGGGUAGUUUUGUAAACCCAAAGCUGAUUUUGUAGAUUGUUGUUAACUGAAACACAAGUAGGGUAAUUUUGUAAAGUGGAACCCAAAAGUGGGUAAUCAUAUAAUUUCCCCUUCUUUUAACACCUCCCCCACCCCCCCCCAAAAAAAAAAAAAAAAAAAAAAAAAGAAGAAAAAGUAAAAAGUUCCUGCUUUAAGUGCUUUUUGUUGUUUCAUUUAUGAAAGGGUACAUAUUGUGCUCUUCUUUCUCGCCCUAACAUAUCACGUUACAUUGGUUAUAAGGUGAGAGUAUAGUAGGCCAAAUUAUUGAAUACUUGUUAAAUUGAUUUUUUGCAAGGUACAAAACUUUAUAUAAUUGUAUUCUAUCCAUAUCUACUCAUGUCCAAUAAAACAUUUGUGGACAUAGGAGUGCUCUCUGUGGGGAAGUGUCAAAAAAUGUAGAAUGUAUCUGCUAACUGUUUUACUGAUUAAGUUCACCAGUCCUUUGACAUAAGUCCUUAACCCAGUUACUUGAGCAGUAGUAGGAAAAAAAAAAAACAGUUAACCAUAGCAAUGCUCAAAUUGGAGUUUCUAGCAUGAAGACACAGUGAUGUUCACCAUCUGUAGUUGGCUUGUUAGGUCAGAGUCUGCAGCUGCGAUCAUAUGUGCUAUCCAGGUAGUUACAAUCCCACCAUUGUCUACUUAUUUACUUCUGUUUGUGAUGCAGGUCAGAGUCUGCAGGGAGAAGACAACUGGACAUGUUUAUGCAAUGAAAAAGCUAAAGAAGUCGGAGAUGCUUCGUAGAGGCCAGGUCGAGCAUGUUAGGGCUGAACGGAAUGUCCUUGCGGAGGUUGACAGCAAUUGCAUUGUCAGACUUUAUUGUUCUUUUCAAGAUGACUAUUUUUUGUACCUCAUUAUGGAAUAUCUACCUGGUGGAGAUAUGAUGACUUUACUUAUGAGGAAGGAUACCUUGGCUGAAGAUGAGGCUAGAUUUUAUGUAGGAGAAACAGUUUUGGCUAUUGAGUCUAUCCAUAAACAUCAUUACGUCCAUAGAGAUAUCAAGCCUGAUAAUUUACUGCUCGAUAGAUAUGGUCACAUGAAGCUGUCGGACUUUGGCCUAUGUAAACCAUUGGACUACAGUAUUCUGCAUGAAAAGGACUUUUCUGUGGGAGUCAAUGGGUCACAAAGUGAAGAACGCCCUCCUUUACCAAAGCGCACACAACAGGAGCAGCUACAACAUUGGCAGAGGAACAGAAGAAUGCUAGCAUAUUCUACUGUUGGUACACCUGACUAUAUUGCUCCAGAAGUUUUACUGAAGAAGGGUUAUGGAAUGGAAUGUGAUUGGUGGUCACUUGGUGCUAUCAUGUUUGAAAUGCUUGUGGGAUAUCCUCCAUUUUAUUCUGAUGAACCCAUGUCAACUUGUCGGAAGAUAGUAAAUUGGAGAAAUCAUUUAAAAUUUCCUGAGGAGGCAAAGCUAUCCCCAGAAGCUAAAGACCUCAUCAGUAAACUUUUAUGUAAUGUUGACCAGAGACUUGGAACAAAGGGCGCGGAUGAAAUAAAGGCUCACCCAUGGUUUGAAGGUCUUCAAUGGGACAAGCUUUAUCAAAUGGAAGCUGCAUUUAUUCCAGAAGUCAAUGACGAGUUGGAUACUCAAAACUUUGAAAAGUUUGAGGAGUCUGAUAACCAGGGUCAAACUUCAUCAAAGGCAGGCCCAUGGAGAAAGAUGCUCUCUUCAAAGGAUGUCAAUUUUGUGGGCUACACCUAUAAGAACUUUGAAAUUGUCAAUGAUCAUCAAUUGCCUGGGAUCACUGAACUUAAGAAGAAAAGCACAAAUGUGAAGAGACCAUCUGUUAAAUCCCUUUUCGAUGAUGAAUCAGAUUCAUCUAAUCCACCUGUUCAGGGAAGCUUUCUAAAUCUCUUGCCUCCGCAACUGGAAGUCUCCCAAAACCAAAGUGAAUCCCCAUAAACCCUGCCAAACCCCUCCGUGACGUCAGACAGCCAUGGAGUUUCAGCCAACAGAUUCAAAACCCCAUUUGGUUGAAUGUAUGUAUUAUAAUAUCUCGCCUCUUUCGGGCUUCAAAUUUUCAUCUGUGGCUGUUUCCACUGGUGCUUGAGCUCUUUCAGUACCAAAGAUUGUGGCAAAGCCCCACACAGAGGGUGGAUGGGUUUGGAGAUAUGACCCUGUCUCUGCUUAAGUCAGGGACAUUGUAAAAUUAGAAUUCAAUAGUAAAUAUCAAUUCUUUUA